Symbiodinium sp. CCMP2456 is the source of this 210-nucleotide messenger RNA. NCBI's taxonomy places the organism in Eukaryota, Dinophyceae, Suessiales, Symbiodiniaceae. The record is from the annotation of a GenBank genome assembly.
AUGGCCGAGAUUCUAGAGGAUUUGGAGGACUUCGGGAUGAACCUCAACGACGAGGAUUCGCAGACCCUGAGAAAGCGUGGAAAGGUCGCGCUGUCCAACCUGCUUCAACGUGGGGAGAUCAUUGAGCAACAAGCCGUGGUGGAUUCGGAAGAGGAGUUCAAAACUUCGGGGCGGACCUUUCUCAAAAAGCCGAUGAAGAAAGCAAGCUGA